GCCCAGAGAGGAUGACUUGACGUGGUAGCCAUCAAUACCCAGCCAUGGAUCUUACCAGGAAUAAGAGGCUACGGCUACCUACGUGCCAUGUUGUCAGGUACCCCGCAAGCAAGCAAGCAAGCGUGGAGCUUCAGCUUCCCGGAGCUUUCCAUACUAGUACCCUAUCAGUUGUAUCAACGAUGGCAUAUAGGGUGAAAUAUCUGGGCAUUACCUAUGCGUUCCUCGUAUAUUCCGAGUAUUCCGAAUAUUCCAAGUCGUCGUCCUCUAUUCAUCACUAGAAUUUCAACAUAACGAAAAGGUACAAUAUGACAGGCUUUCGACACAUAACGGCAGCGUUGGCUUUCGCUUCACCUAUCUUAGUAUAUGGCCUCUACCAGAACGGUUCGAUUAUCUCACCCUGCGACUCGCCCUUAUACUGCCAGGGCGAUGUUUUAAGGCAGAUCGAGCUUGCUCAACCCUUUUCCGACUCUAAGACAUUCGUAGACUUACCAACGAAAGCACCCUUAGACGAUGUUCUUGCCGCGUUCAGUAAACUUUCCAAGCCGAUCAGCAACAACACCGAGCUUAACAACUUUCUAUCUACCUAUUUUGGCGAGGCUGGGUCUGAGUUGGCCCAAGUUCCCCGAGACCAGUUAGAGACCAAUCCUGCUUUCCUAGACAAGAUUGAUGAUUCUGUGAUUAAACAAUUCGUACAUAAGGUCAUUGACAUCUGGCCCGAUUUGACUCGGAUAUACGUGGGCGCUGCGAAUUGUACAGGAUGCGUGGAUAGCUUUAUUCCGAUCAACCGCACAUUUGUCGUUGCUGGGGGUCGAUUUAGAGAGCCUUAUUAUUGGGACUCUUUCUGGAUCAUCGAGGGUUUGUUGAGGACCGGUGGCAGCUUCACCCAGAUUUCCAGGAACAUAAUUGAGAACUUUUUGGACCUCGUCGACCAAUUCGGAUUUGUACCCAAUGGUGCACGUGUAUAUUAUAUGAAUCGUUCCCAACCGCCGCUCUUGACACAGAUGGUCAAGAUUUAUGUUGAAUAUACUAAUGACACGAGCCUUAUCGAGCGUGCUUUACCUCUAUUAAUUAAAGAACAUAAUUUCUGGACAGAGAACCGUACCAUAGCGAUCCAGUCGGGCAACAGGACUUUCCAUCUGACGCAUUACGGGGUCCAGAAUACUGAACCACGACCAGAAUCAUACCGCGAAGAUUACAUUACGGCUAAUAACAACUCCUACUACUCAAGCUCCGGUAUCAUCUACCCAGAGACGCACGCUUUAAAUGACAGCGAGAAAGCUGAACUAUACGCCAACCUUGCUUCUGGUGCCGAAUCGGGUUGGGAUUAUAACUCCCGUUGGAUUGCCACGCCAUCUGAUGCUGCUAGUGAUGUGUACUUCCCACUGCGCUCCCUUAACACCGCAAACGUCAUAGGAGUCGACCUAAACUCGAUACUGUACGCCAAUGAGAUGACUAUUGCAGCUUACUUAAACAAGGCUGGAAAUGGUUCGUUGGCCGCGGAAUUCGAAGAGAUGGCUAAGAAUCGUUCGGUGGCCAUGUAUUCGCUAAUGUGGAACGGCAAAUACAUGAGCUAUUUUGAUUACAACUUAACCUCCGGAUCACAAAACGUAUAUGUGCCGUCAGAUUCAGAUGCCACACCAGCGCAAAGGGGAGAUGCUCCAGAGGGAUACCAAGUCUUUUUCCAUAUCGCACAAUUUUAUCCUUUCUGGCUAGGUGCAGCCCCUGAACAACUCAGGGAUAACCCUCUAGCCGUUAAACUUGCAUUUCGGCGUGUUCAUGAUCUUCUCUCCCAGAAGGCUGGCGCUGUGGCCGCAACGAAUUAUAUGACCGGCCAGCAGUGGGAUCAGCCGAAUGUCUGGCCACCGCUAAUGUACGUGCUUAUGAAAGGUCUUCUCGAAACACCUGCGACUUUUGGUCUAGAGGAUCCCUCCUACGUCGCGACGCAAGAUCUAUCCCUCAAAUUAGCGCAACGGUACUUGGACAGUACGUUCUGUACGUGGCGUGCAACCGGUGGCUCUACGGACGAAACCCCUCAAUUAGAGGGAUUUGGUCCUAGGGAUACCGGGAUUAUGUUCGAAAAGUAUGCUGACAAUUCGACGAACGUCGCCGGUGGAGGAGGCGAAUAUGAAGUUGUUGAAGGGUUCGGCUGGACAAAUGGCGUGCUCAUAUGGGCGGUCGAUACAUUCGCUAAUAAGUUAGAGAGGCCAGAUUGCGGAAACCUAACGGCGGCGAAUAUGGAUAAGAAGAGAGGCACCAUCGGCCAGCGAGCGGUCGAGUUAGCUCCCCAUGAUGCACGGUGGGUAACUAAAUUUGGGCGGGCAGCGCAAAGGAAUUAAUGAGAAAUCCCCAGUGUCCAUAUUAGGACUGAAACAACCGUAGCAUGCAGCAGCAGUAGCUUCGACGUUUGAUUUGGUAAUUACUUGGCCCCUCGACAAUAUACUCUGUAUGUCGCAUAGCUAGGUUGCCUUAAUCAUGCUGUUGCAUAGGUUUAACUCAUAUUGGUGUCUUCCUUUUAUCUGUUAGAAUUAGCCUGUUAUUAUAAUUCAUGUACAAUACACUGCGGAUAGAUCCAU
This is a messenger RNA of Annulohypoxylon maeteangense, 2573 nucleotides long. RefSeq names its product glycoside hydrolase family 37 protein. The coding region runs from base 306 to 2336 and encodes 676 amino acids. The transcript is spliced from 8 exons. Gene Ontology annotation, molecular function: alpha,alpha-trehalase activity. Lineage: Eukaryota; Fungi; Ascomycota; Sordariomycetes; Xylariales; Hypoxylaceae. The record is from RefSeq and is a predicted model, not a curated record. Gene Ontology annotation, biological process: trehalose catabolic process.